This is a messenger RNA of Musa acuminata AAA Group (dessert banana), 2784 nucleotides long. Its product is annotated as protein RKD5. The record is from RefSeq and is a predicted model, not a curated record. The transcript has 10 exons. Bases 1395 to 2618 code for a protein of 407 amino acids. NCBI's taxonomy places the organism in Eukaryota, Viridiplantae, Streptophyta, Magnoliopsida, Zingiberales, Musaceae. Gene Ontology annotation, molecular function: DNA-binding transcription factor activity.
GUCUUUUGUCUUCUUCCUACUUUUUCUUGUCAUUUCUGAUUGAAUUAGCUCUGCUCAUUUUUCCCCAGUGAUUUUGUAGGUGAUCUGUUGAGUGGCCUAUAAAUGUUCCCUAUUUUUUUGCUCAAUCUUUUGGUUUUGAUAUUAGAAUUGAUAUGUGUUUUUUUUUUUUUCUGUUCUAAUUUUCAGGCCAAGAUGAUCAAUUCCACGAAAGCAAUGUGCUCGGUUCCAGCAACAAGGAAGCAUUCAGUUUUGGGCCUACGACACUCUGCCGGACAAAAAGUUGUCGGUGUUCAUCCUUGAUAGGCUCCAGAAGUGCGCAACUCUGGUGUCUCUUUUUAGCCGGUGUGAUGUUUUCCUCUGAACAUUUGUUUUCAUUGUAAUCUUGCUUGAUCUCCGGGUAAGAGAUCUACGGUGUCUUUUCCGAGCCCGUCGAUCCAAAAGAGCUAGCUUCCAGACUCUCAUGAAGUCAUAGAGCAUCCGAUGGAUUUCCGAACCGUGCCGAACAAGCUGUAUAGCUGAGCAUACACUAACCUGGAACAGUUUGAGGCGCAAGUACAUCGUUUGGUGGUGGUGCAGAUGCUGGUACGAUUCUUCAUCAACACAUGGGAAUACAAUCGACUGUUCUCUGCGGAUCAAGCCAAUGUCAAAUGAGCAAAGAAGACAAGAAGUGUAACUCUCGAGUCUACAGACAAAUGUGAGAAGAUGACGGAAUUCGUGCCUUAUCACCACAAGCCUUUUGGCGUCGCGUAUCGAACUCCCUCUUCGGCAUGGUUCCCUGCGGCCACCUGGUCGCUGAUGUUAUGACAGAACAAAAGUAGCGCACGGCACGGUUCAUGUGAUGCGUAGGACCGUAUCAUACAACAGUGGUUUUCUCACUUGGAAGGAUAUAGGUGAGUCGACAGAGAUCAAUUGGUCAAAGAAGACGUUGGAAUUCAGGUGCGUGUCAGCUGUGAUCACCCAGAUGGUGUUCGAUGAGGAAUUCAGGACACUCGACUGAACAGGGAGUAGCAAGUCAACUUCACCCGGUCAAAGGUUGAGAAGCUUAUCCCAACCUUUUCCACUUGUUCAAGACUCGGGACACUCUCGGAGAGCGUGUCCGAUGAACGACUCACAUCCAGAGGUCGCUCUCUGCCUCGCCAAGCUCAGCUCAGGCCAGUCUUCUGAGAUCUAUCGGCGAACUCUGGUUUCGCUCUCUUCAGCAGCUCCGUGGAGGAAGCAGAUGAUGGUAAGUCAGCCGGUGCAUCGUGAUCUAUCACAUACAGUCUGAGAAGCAGGACGCCGAACAACCCCCACUGCAAAUUGCAACUUGGAUAUGUAUUUUAUUCCAUUCAGCUUUCUUUUCCGAAAGGUAUUCUGUGAGAGAGAGAGAGAGAGAGAGAGAGAGAGAUAACAACAUGCAGGUUGUCCGCGGCUGGUUCUCGCCUUCAUGCACACCUUGCGCCCUCGCGUGUCAGUUGUCACGUUCUCGUUGCAUGCCAACAGAGUUAAAGCAGCACUCAAGGAAUGGAAGCACAGACAAGAGUUCAUGUUCCACUGGUAGCCGCUGUAACAUCAUGCACUCCCCAGCCUUUCCCUCCUCCUCCUCCUCUCGUCCUCUAUCUGCUCUCUUUGUAUUCCGAAGCAUCCUCAACCAAGAGCUAAUCAGAAGCCUGCAUGGGUACCAAAUCUCGGAAGAGGAGGAGGAGUGGGUGGAGAGGGAGUUCCUUUUCUCCCCCUCCUCCUGCAUCGAAAUGCGUGAUCCCAUCCCUGGGCCCAUCAUGGUGGCGUCGACGGCAGGUGAUGGUGGCAAUGGAUUCCGGUACAGGUUCAAGGAGGGGCAGAGUGUGGGGCUCUGGCGCUGUAUACUUGCAUUUGACUCUACCGUGGCCUUCUCCGCUUCUUCUUCUCCGAUUCCUCCACUCCUCUGUCUUUCCAGAAAUCCCAGGUUGAAGAAUAUACCUACUUUGUUAGGUGAUCUCCAGGAGGCAUUCCAGUUGAGGUGUGAAAUGGAAACUAAAAAUACCAUCAGUUUGGCUUCAAAGGGGAUUCAGGUAUGUGAAGGAAAAGAGCCCCAUGAUACAGCAGAAUAUGCAGAUACUGGUUAUGAAGAUGGGUCCUCAGAUUCAUGUUCCACUAUCAGACAUGUAAAGUUGAGGAAUCAGAAAAAUCACAGAACCUUACAAGAACUUGCAAUCUCCAUGAAGAAGAAGAAGAGGGCUGCAACAGAGCAUGUAGCUAAUAUUGCUUUAACCGACCUUGUUAAAUACUUCGAUCUUCCAAUUACUGAAGCUUCGAAAUAUCUGAGGGUUGGACUUACUGUUCUGAAGAGAAAAUGUAGAGAAUUUGGCAUUCCUCGUUGGCCACAUCGGAAAAUCAAGUCUCUCGACAAUCUGAUACAAAAUCUCCAGGAGGAGGUUCAUCGACAGGAGAAGGAGAACAAAUCAGCUGCCAUGAAAGCAGUCAUUAAGAGGCAAAGAAUGCUGGAAGGUGAAAAGGAGUGCAUAGAGAAGAAUCCUUUCAUGGAGUUGCAGAUAGAAACCAAGAGGUUCAGGCAAGAUGUCUUCAAGAGAAGACACAGGGCAAAAGCUCUUGUUAGCAAGCAAGAUUUUAGCACAUCUCCAAUGAAGGCAUGCACUUGAUCCUGGAUUUCUUCUCUCAUCCUCAGGGUAUGGUUCUCAAAGGAUGCAGUAUCCUCACUUUUUGGUUGUGUUAUUAAUGGCAACAUAGAACAGUGAUGAUGAUUUAUUUGUUGUAGUAUCAUGUCACUGCAUAUGGUUAUGCUGAUGGUUAGUAACAUUUGUGCAA